This is a messenger RNA of Sphaeramia orbicularis (orbiculate cardinalfish), 2464 nucleotides long. Its product is annotated as calcium homeostasis modulator protein 6. Gene Ontology annotation, molecular function: monoatomic cation channel activity. The transcript is spliced from 2 exons. Bases 1187 to 1804 code for a protein of 205 amino acids. Gene Ontology annotation, cellular component: plasma membrane. The record is from RefSeq and is a predicted model, not a curated record. NCBI's taxonomy places the organism in Eukaryota, Metazoa, Chordata, Actinopteri, Kurtiformes, Apogonidae.
UGUUUUGUUUUGUUUUUGUUUUUUUGCAGAUACUUCACCACUUUCUAUUCUGUUGUAAUCACACAUUUAUAUUAUGUCCGCGAAUAAGCUUUAUUUUUACUAUAUUUUUGUGAGAUGAGUAGGUGCACCUUUUCUUCAUCAUCAUCAUCAUCAUCAUCAUCAUCAUCAUCAUCAUCAUCAUCAUUAUUAUUAUUAUUAUUGUUUGAGUGAUAUUUGCAUUUUCACUCAGUGUUUCUUAUACUCUCAGCGACAACAAACAUCUGGUCUGUUAUAUUUAAAACAAACAAACAAACAAAAAAAGACUUGUAGAUGUUAUUUUAAGCAUUCCAGGCUCAGUUUUCCCCAGUCACAUCUUUUCAAGCCCACUUCACAGUGCCUAAACACUUUCUCUGGUCACGGUUUAAUGUGAGCAGAUUAUGGUGAUGCUCUUGAGCUCACUGAGGUCAUUUAUAAAUUAUGUCAUCACAUCAGUGGCCUGGGUGUGCUCUGCUCUGUGUGUACCACAUCCCCUUGAAAGUUCAACAUGGCCUCCUGUAAUCCUCUCUAUCCUUAAUCUGCGCUGCUACAUGGGCGACCUCAUGUGGUCACUAGUGGCACACUGAGAACAGAUUAGUGUGGAUCUCCAGUUGUUGAAUUCCACACAGCUGAGGCAGAUGAACCAAAACACCUGAGCACUGGAUGAGUGCACAUUUAAGCAACUAAAUAUGUGUGAUAAACUCAGUGAACUUUCCAUUUUACUUCAGAUUAUUGUCUUCAUUUCGUGCUCAAACCUGGGCUUGUAAACUGUUUAGAAAUGGCAAACGCACGCCCUCUGGCAUAUACCUACACCGCCAUGUGUGUUUAUUUUCUAGAAUACUACAAAAGGCCAUUCUGUGCUCAACUGCAGAACAAACUUCCCUCCACUUUACAGCCCUCCCUCCAGUUUGUGCAAGGGAGACCACAUUUAAAAUGUAACCCCACCUGAAACCCUGCACAGGCCAAUCAGGGUGAAAAAUGUCAGAGCAGACGGCACACCCUCCUUUGUUCAAAACCAAUCAGAGUGGAAGUGUGGCAUUUUGCCUGAGGGGAAAACUUACCCCUGGAUGAGUUAAUUACGCAUCACUUAGCUGUUGCCAAUGUGUUCACAACGGUGGACCCUCUUUUGGGCUUUUUACAACGAUUGUCUUCAUUUUUCGGUCAAUCUAGUAUGGAAAGUAGACAACAAUGGCUUACCAGGCUGAAAAAUGAACUUAGCAACAGUCCUCUGGUAUCAAAUGUGGCUUUUGGCUUUAUCCUCAUGGGACUAGAGAAGCUGGUGGAGCUGGAGUUUGAGUGUCCUUGUAACCCUACAUGGAACGGAGUAUUUUCAUCAGCGUUCUUCAUCAUCCCUGCUGUUAUGGCCUUCACCUUGAUGCUGAUCAUUCAAGGAUGCAGAUGCGAUACGUGGUGCAGGAAAACUGUUUCCCUCUCCAGUUUUGUCCCUGCUGUUGUGUGGCUGAUUUUGUUGUUCCUCGAUGGCCAAUACUUUGCUUGUGCUAUGACAGACUGGGAGGGUAGAUUUGUACUAGUGGACAAGGCAGCUCCGCAGAAGUGGUGUGAGCCAAUAAGUGAGGGAGAUGUCACCCCACAAGAACUCAUGCUCCGCUCACAGCAGCUCUUUGUUUUUUCUCAGGUCAUAGGCAUAGUCCUCCUCAUUUUCAUCUGUGUGGGUCUCGUAGUGUAUGUAAUCAGAGAAAGCUGCCAACAGGAGGUGGAGUUGCAGGAUGCAGAUGUAGCAGAGCUCACUGUGCUCAGGAUGAGUUCUCUACGCACCAGAACAUCAUGAGUGGACUCACACCGCCCUCCACACCUGCCCUGCUAUCACGGACACCUUGGAAAUACUCACAUAAAGACUUUACACAAGGUUUUGUAACUCUCAACAAGUGUUUCCCCUGUAAAAUGGCUUGAAUGGUCAAAUAUGCUUCCAUGUGAAACAUAUCUGUGAUUAUUAAUAUGAGUGAAACCGAUAUUUUUAUUAUUUUUCUUUAUUAUCAAUGAAUAUGUACCCGUAUAUGUGGCUGUGUUUAUCUGAUACCCCCAUGCAGUGACUUACUAGUUAUGUUUAAAACCUUAUAUACUUUGAAAAUAUUGUUUUAUUUUACACCUGAAAGUUUUUGUUGUUCUUUGAAUCAGUUAUAUUGAGAUAAGUGGAAACAUCCACUAGGCAGCUAAUAUUGAACUGAGUAUUAGUGCCACUGAUGAAAAUGUUUAAUUGAUGCGACUUUUAAUAUUGUAUGUUUUUGUGUUUCCUCUUGGGUAAAAGUGUCUCCUGUUUUAAGUCUGGCCCCGUCAUGUUAAACCUAUCUAGAGUAAUGUAAUGUGUAUGACAGCUAGAGAUGUAAAAUCAUGUAUGUGAUCAUUUGUAUGAUGGCUGCAACCAGCCAAAAGUAACAUGUAGACCAGGGGUGUCAAACUCAUUUUAGUUCAGGGGCCACAUUCAAAACAG